UGCGUACUGCGGGCAGCGGGCGGCAUGUCUGCGCUACGCUGGACCCGGGGCGCCGCUGGGCUCGGCAGGGCGUUGAGCUCCUCUGGGCGCCGCCGCCCGACCUCGGACGAAGGGACCCUCAGUGGCCUCUGCAGCGCAAGAAGGAGCUCUGCUGCCAGUCCCCGUGAGCGAGAUGCCCAGAAGGAGUGGGGUCAUGCCGAGCUGCUGGAGGUGCUGGAGGCUCGGGUGCGGCAGCUGCAGGCGGAGAGCACGUCCCAGGUGAUGGUGAAGAAGGUGCCAAUGGACCGGCCCCUGAAGGGCCGCAGCAGCCGCUGGGCCCAGAAGCUGGAGGCUGAGAAGCGGGUGAAGCAGAAGAGCCAGGAGGGAUUCCUUGACCAGCAGAAGCAGAGCCACACACUGCACACAGAGCCCCGGGUCUGGAGCAAGAAGCUGGCCAGCUACCUGCAGCAGAGCAAGAAGGGGGCACCCAAGAGCUCAGAGGAGGAGGAACAGCGGCUGACCUGGGCCCUGCAGUCCGCCCUGCUGAAGCUGAGUUCCUGCACCCCGGCCAGGACGAAGGCCACGGUGGUGGAGACAAACUUCUUGCUCCUCCAGCAGAAGUUUCUGGCUUUCUUUGAGUGCUGUGCCUGCACUGACAACAUGCCCCUUGCCCACCACGUGCUGGUCACUCAGCACAGCAAGUGUGAGAGGCAGCAGCUGCUUACCUUGGACAUGUAUAACACCGUGAUGCUCGGCUGGGCGCGAAAGGGCUCCUUCAAGGAGAUGGUGUAUGUGUUCAUCAUGCUGAAGGAUGCUGGCCUUUCCCCCGACCUGUGGUCCUAUGCUGCCGCACUCCUGUGCAUGGGACGCAGGGACCAGGAUGUCCACAUCAUCCAGAAGUGUCUGAAGCAGAUGAUGGAAGACGGCUUUCAGCCUCAGCAGCUGUUCACUGACCUGGCCCUGACAGGAGAGGAGCGGGCCGCGCUGCUGAGAGCAGUAGUCAAGGCUGAGCCUGCCUUCAGUCCACCGCCACAGGCGCCAAGUCCAGCCAACACGUCCACACUGCUCAGGGAGAUCUAUGCCAAGAAUGGUCCCAAGUCCUACCCGAAACUGCACCUGCCCCUGGAGACCCUGCAGGACCUUUUCUCCCAGCAGCUCCAUGUGGAGCUGAGUGCCAACGUCAGUGUCCAGUCGGUGGAGAAGGCCCCAGUAAUGACCAAGGAGGUCAUUGAGGCGCGGAAGACCCUGAAGACGCUGCAGGGGCAGUGGGAAGUGGAGCUGCUGCGGGUCCUGCGGCAGACCAAGGCCACCAUGGCCUGCCAGGCGCGGGAAGGCCAGCCCACCCUCUACCCGUUCCUGUGCCUGCUCAGUGAAGAAGAGUUUGUCAGCAUGCUGCUGCAGGUGGGCCAGGGCUGGACGCCCGGGCCGGGGACAGGCGGCCGUGUCCAGGCAGCCAGGGCUGGACGCCUG
This is a messenger RNA of Myodes glareolus (Bank vole), 1449 nucleotides long. NCBI's taxonomy places the organism in Eukaryota, Metazoa, Chordata, Mammalia, Rodentia, Cricetidae. The record is from RefSeq and is a predicted model, not a curated record.